Chelonia mydas (Green sea turtle) is the source of this 3075-nucleotide messenger RNA. RefSeq names its product DNA polymerase delta 3, accessory subunit (gene POLD3). The transcript has 12 exons. NCBI's taxonomy places the organism in Eukaryota, Metazoa, Chordata, Testudines, Cheloniidae. Bases 206 to 1585 code for a protein of 459 amino acids. Gene Ontology annotation, cellular component: delta DNA polymerase complex; nucleus. The record is from RefSeq and is a predicted model, not a curated record. Gene Ontology annotation, molecular function: DNA-directed DNA polymerase activity. Gene Ontology annotation, biological process: DNA replication; DNA strand elongation involved in DNA replication; DNA synthesis involved in UV-damage excision repair.
GCAGGGGGCGGGUCCAGCGACCGCAGAGUGGGGCGGGGACGGAGCGUGUGAUAUCGACCUCACGACACUCGCACCGCGCGUGCGGCGAGUUCUGUCCCUGCGCGGCCGCCGUAGCACGCCCCGGAGGUUGCUAUGGAGGCGGCGGGGCCUUGGUUUGCCUGGCGCUGAACCGCGCGGGAAGCGGCGCGGCUGGCGCCCCGGCACCAUGGAGGACGAGCUCUACCUGGAGAACAUCGACGAGUUCGUCACCGACCAGAACCGCAUCGUUACAUACAAAUGGCUGAGCUUCACCCUGGGGGUUCAUGUCAACCAGGCUAAGCAGAUGCUGUAUGAUUAUGUAGAAAGGAAGCGAAAGGAGAAUUCAGGAGCUCAACUGCAUGUCACCUAUUUAGUGGCAGGAAAUCUCAUUCAGAAUGGACACAUUUGCCACAAGGUUGCAGUAGUGAGAGAGGAUAAACUGGAAGCAAUGAAGUCUAAGCUAGCCACGAUUGCUAGUGUGCAUGUCUACAGCAUCCAGAAAGCCAUGCUGAAGGACAGCGGGCCCCUCUACAAUACAGACUAUGAUAUCGUCAAGACAAACCUGCAGAACUGCAGCAAGUUUAGUGCCAUUCAGUGUGCCGCUGCAGUCCCCAGGAUGUCAGCUGAAGUUCCUCAAGUUCAGACGUCUGCACAGGCUGAUUCCCAGACACCAAAUGACACACAUGCUGUCAAUGUGCCUACAAUCAAUGGUCAUGUCUCAUCAACUGCUAAACAGCCCUCCCCUCAGCCGAAAGGGAUCAUGGGAAUGUUUGCUACAAAAUCAGCUUCCAAAUCCCAAGACACAAAUAAAGAAACUAAACCAGAGUCCAAAGAGACAACAAUUGCAACUACAAUAAGCAGCAAAACCUCACCCAAAGGGAAUGCAAUGAGCAACUUCUUUGGAAAAGCUGCCAUGAAUAAGCUUAAAGUCAACUCUGAGUGUGAACAGCCAAAGGAAGAAAAAACAGUAGCCAAGCCCUCAGUUUCGGUAGUGGAACCAAAAUCACCCCCUAGUGCAACAGUGGAGAAACCUGGGAAGAAAAUGGAGCCCAUGAAAAUUCAGCAGAAGGACAAAAGAAGAGCGAAGAGGGUGGAUAUGUCAGAUAACGAGGGGAAAGAGGAUGAAAAUCUGAAGAAAAAGAGGAGGCGAAUCAAGCGACCUCAGUCUGACAGCAGUGAAGAUGAAGAUGUCUCUGUAUCUCCCGCACCUCAAGAAGCUACUCCCCCCUUGCCUUCUCCAGAGCCUGCACUGAAGAUUGAACUAGAACCAGAAACGACGGAGGCUUCGACAGGAGGGAAGAAGCGGAAACGGAAGCGCGUGCUGAAAUCCAAAACAUUUGUGGAUGAUGAAGGCUGCAUGGUGACCGAAAAGGUUUAUGAGAGCGAAUCCUGUUCAGAUAGUGAAGAGGAAUUCAUCAAGUCCAAGCUGCCAGCUGCACACAGUCAGUCCACGGCAGCUGUGAAGAAAGAACCCAAGGAGGAUCGGAAGGGCCUGAAGAAAGGGGCAGCCACAGCCAGCAAAGCCAACAAACAAGUCUCCAUCAUGGGCUUCUUCCAGAAGAAAUGAACUGAAUCUCUCCCCACGAUCCCUGGGCGGUUUGGAAAUGUCACUCCUUUCAGUCGCUUUCGGCUUUGGAGGAGAACAACAGAUGGGCUACCCUGGUGGGAAAUAUCUAGUUUACUGUGGAAGUAAGCUGUCUGCACCAGGUUUUGCAUCAGAAAACUUAAUUGUAUCCAUAUCUUGUAAUUCUCCUUCUAUGCUAAGCCAUAUAGAAAGCAGUAGCUGGGAGCAAGCUCUAGAGGAACACUUAGAGAUCCGUUAAUUUGUUUACAUGAUGACAUUUAAAAUUUUUAAGCAUGGCCUUUGACCUGUCUGGUCCUAAGGCCUAUUCCAGGAGUAGAUGGACGAAAUAAGAAGCUAAUCCUUUUAGUGGAAUCAUUUGAUUUUUUUUUUUUGUCUUGUUUGUUUAAACGUUCAGGUUGGUUAAAAACUAUAAUGUAACAGGCACACACACAAAUAGUGAACAUCUGCUGCAGUUAUAACUGGAUGAAAUGAAUUUGAUUUCUCCCCCAAGGCCGGUAAAUAGUUUUCUCUCUGCCUUUAUAAUCUUUGUUGGACAAAGUACCACAUAUAAAAUUCUCUCAACCAUUUCUUCCUUAAGUACGUCCUCUGUAAAGUGCUUGGAUGCCUAAUUAUAGACCAUGGCACUGCUUGUGCUCCAUCACUCUUUGCAAAAACAUCAUUAAUGGCUUCCUACGCAGUUGGAUAUAGUGAACCUGGGACAAGGCCGAAGCCCAGCCAGCCACUGGGAAAGGAACUGUGUGCUCAGCUCUACGAGUGGGUGGUUUUUGACUCAAAGGUGGGCAUGUGGGUGGGUUGUCCUGAUGAAAGUGGCAGUGUACUUGCCUGCAUCGUAGCCAGGGACAUAAAGAAGUAUGCAGCUCCUCUUUGUUGGCUUUUAUUUAUUUAAAGUCUAAUAGGAAUGUGCCAUGUACAAAUUUUUUUUUUUUUUUUUAAAGUCUAGUGUCUAAGGAAAUGUGCCAUAGCAAAAUACUGGUCCCAAGGAACCAACAGCCUGUGAAGAUGUGCAACACGUUGGGGCCCAAAUUGUCAAAAAUGACUAGAGAUUUCAGUUGUCUGAGCUCUUGUUUACAGCUAAAAUUUAGAUGGACCUCUCUAUGUUGCUCAGGGGCGUGAAAAAUUAGGUUAAGAUGACCUAAUCCCCAGUGUAAACGCAGCUGUGUUGAUGGGAGAAUUCUUUAGUCGAUCUAACUAGCACUGCUCAGGGUGGUGGAUUCUGCACAUGGACAGAAAACCCCCUUCUGUUGAGCUAGGCAACAUCGACACUAUGGUGCUACAGGUGAGUAAGGUUUGGCAUGUUUCGGACAUGUUUUAAUGGAAGUAGAGGGCCACCAUUGGAAAAGGAUGGAAAUCUUUACAAUGAACUUUUGUAUCUUUCCCAGAAAAAUACCACUUCAAUGUUUCUAUUUUUCUUGGCAUACCUGGAAGUAUAUUCUAAGAGUAAUGUUAAAUAAUAAAACCCUUUAAACACUUAC